CAUCACAUUUAUCAGGAUAUUCUUAUUUUAUAGACACACGAUGUGCAGAGGACUAGCAGCACUGCCUAACAACUGCCUUGAAAGGGCUAAAGGCUUAAAAGCACGUGUGGGCAGCUUUCUACAGAAGCAUGAUUGGAGGCUCCUGUGGUACGCCUAUAAGUUAAGAAAACCAAGACUGACCUUGGAGGAAUGCCUGAGGUGGAAGGAGUCCUUUGAAAACCUGUUAUCCAGCAAAUAUGGAUUAUACGCUUUCAGAGCUUUUCUGCUAUCGGAGUACAGCGAGGAGAACAUCGCAUUCUACCUGGCCUGCAAGGAUUAUAGAAAUACAAAGUGCCCAGCCAAACUCCAGGCCAAAGCUCAGAGGAUUUACAACGAGUUUAUCGGAAGUGAAGCUCAAAGAGAGGUCAACAUUGACCACGAGACCCGGGACAUUACCCAAGCCAACAUGAGAAGCCCUACCUUCUCCUGCUUUGAUCAAGCCCAAUACAGAAUCUACAUCCUCAUGGAGAAGGACUGCUACCCACGCUUCCUUCGCUCCAGCGCUUUCCGUGACCUGGUAUGCCAGCUAGCCAAGAAGAAAGCUAAAGCUGCUACCGAAAAGGUUUGAACACAACCCACUCUGAAAGGCAUGAAAAAGGAGAUGAAGUAUUGAGAGAGCUGUCUCUGAUAGAUGACAAGCCCAGGAUUUUGUGUGGGAGGCAGCUGGCACCCAUGCAGGUCCUAAAAUGGGAGCGCAGGCCUGUAAUUUGGGAAAGAAGAGGAAGAUGGCAGCUCACGAACUGUAGCUGAAUAGAGUGGGAGCAGACGUUCCUAUUUCAACCCACUUCAUGAAAGCAUGUGGAUAAAAAUAAAGAUUAUGGAAAGGACAUUGUAGCACAGCCACAUGCCCACACAGAUACUGUCCACAAUUUUAAUAUGCAAAAAAAUAAUAAUAAAACUUUAAUAAAUA
This is a messenger RNA of Trichomycterus rosablanca, 949 nucleotides long. It is a transcript of the gene rgs16, whose product is annotated as regulator of G protein signaling 16. The transcript is spliced from 5 exons. The record is from RefSeq and is a predicted model, not a curated record. Bases 41 to 607 code for a protein of 188 amino acids. Lineage: Eukaryota; Metazoa; Chordata; Actinopteri; Siluriformes; Trichomycteridae.